Dibothriocephalus latus is the source of this 270-nucleotide messenger RNA. The record is from the annotation of a GenBank genome assembly. NCBI's taxonomy places the organism in Eukaryota, Metazoa, Platyhelminthes, Cestoda, Diphyllobothriidea, Diphyllobothriidae.
AUGAGCAAUACCGCCACAACCGUCAUGAUGAUCACCAUCGUGGAGGCUCUUCUCACAAAGAUGGACGACAAUAUUGCGGUCAACACGGAGAAAACAAGCAUGAAGGAGGACUUAGAGGAAGAAAAAAAGAAGAAAAAAGGUAUACACCGACUGCGACGCUUCGCAACUGGAAUCAGCUUGUCUGUCUGUUAUGCCGCUGGUUGCGGUGGAAUCGCUACUUUGAUAGGUUCACCACCGAACAUCAUCUUUUACGGUCUGGCAGUUGGGUAA